ACUGCUUCUACGUCCAUGUGCAUCUUCUGACAAAUCACGUGAUGAGCCUAUGACUUCUGUCAGGACUGUCAUUAUUAUUAUUAGUGAUUUCCACUGUCUGAAAUGUGAUUGUAAUCUUAGUGCUGCUGUACCUUUUGUUAACUAAUACUUUGGACCAGCAAAUGGAACAAAGACUAAGCACAAUUCAGGAUAUUACCCUGAUAUUACCCAAACAGUUCUAGUAGCAUACAAAAUGGCUAACAGCUGACCCACAGGGCAAUUUCUUUUCCCUCUCCAGAGGUAACAUGUCCUCGGCCACCAAACAUUGCCAAUGGGCUACACAGCGGACAGUCCAUGGACAAGUUUCACCUUGGAGUGACCGUGUACUACGGCUGCAAGGAUGGCUACGAGCUGAUUGGGAACGUGUCCAUCAACUGCACGGAGAGCAGGAUGUGGAGCAAGCCCGUGCCCCGCUGCGAAGCCAUCGGCUGUGUGACACCCGAGGUGCAGAACGGGAAGGUCCAUGGGCUGCAAAGCUCCUACAAAGCUGGAGAGACUCUUCACUUUGACUGCGAUGCCGGUUACGCUGCAGAGAACAGAUAUGAGACCCAGUGCCAGCCCGGGGGGACCUGGGAUCCUCCAGUGCUCCUCUGCGAGAGGGUCCGGCCAUGCCCCAUGCCUCCGCAGAUCGCCAAUGGACACCACAACAGCCAGGACAAAGCAAAUUUUACCAUGGGAAUGUUUGUAACAUACACCUGCGAUCCUGGCUACCACCUUGUGGGAAAUGCCGCUGUGUUUUGCAGAGUGUCGGGGAACUGGAGCCAGCCCGGCCCUCGCUGUGAAGAGGUGAUGUGUCCUCAGCCAGCAAAUAUUGCCAACGGGCUGCACAGCGGACAGUCCUUGGACAAGUUUUCCCGGGGAGUGACCGUGUACUACAGCUGCAAGGAUGGCUACGAGCUGAUUGGGAACGUGUCCAUCAACUGCACGGAGGCUGGGGUGUGGAGCAAGCCCGUGCCCCGCUGCGAAGCCAUCGGCUGUGUGACACCCGAGGUGCAGAACGGGAAGGUCCAUGGGCUGCAAAGCUCCUACAAAGCUGGAGAGACUCUUCACUUUGACUGCGAUGCCGGUUACGCUGCAGAGAACAGAUAUGAGACCCAGUGCCAGCCCGGGGGGACCUGGGAUCCUCCAGUGCUCCUCUGCGAGAGGGUCCGGCCAUGCCCCAUGCCUCCGCAGAUCGCCAAUGGACACCACAACAGCCAGGACAAAGCAUUUUUCACCAUGGGAAUGUUUGUAACAUACACCUGUGAUCCUGGCUACUACCUUGUGGGAAAUGCCGCUGUGUUUUGCAGAGUGUCGGGGAACUGGAGCCAGCCCGGCCCUCGCUGUGAAGUGACUGUCUGCAUAAAUCCGUAUAUAGCGAAUGGAAGGCAAGUUGAAGCUCAAGGACUUAUCUCCGCACCUGGGGAAAUGGUGACAUUUCAGUGCCAUGAUGGUUACAGCCUGCAAGGUAGUGCUCAAGUCUUCUGCCAGGAGGAUGGCAGCUGGGACCCUCCUGUCCCCGUCUGUGAGAGACUGCACCAUUACCAGGAGCUCCUAAACAGUCCUGAACUUCCAGGUGGUUGUGGUGCUCCUACAAGGUUACACUUUGCUGAGCUAAAUGAGGAGCAUAAAAAUGAGAUUGAUUUUUCUGUUGGGAAGACUGUGCAAUACACUUGCCGACCUGGAUAUGCUAAACGCCCAGGAAUGUCACCUACUAUUACAUGCCUUGAGAGCGGAGUGUGGUCAGAAGCACUAGAGUUCUGUAAAAGAAAACAAUGCAAUCAUCCUGGUGAACCUGUGAAUGGGAAAAUUAUUUUCCUAACAGAUCUCCUGUUUGGGUCAACAGUGGUCUACGGCUGUGAAGAAGGGCACAGGUUAAUCGGACGAUCCAGCAGACGAUGUGAGAUUUCUGGUGGACGUGUUGCAUGGAGUGGCAACGUUCCCAUUUGUCAGCGUAUCCCUUGUGAGCCGCCUCCGGACAUUCCCAAUGGGAAGCACACGGGCAGGCUGCUGGAUGAAUUCCACUUCGGGACGUCUGUAACAUACACCUGCAACCCCGGGUACCCGCUCCACGGAGAGCCCUCCAUCCACUGCACCACCUGGGACGGGAAAAACGGCGUGUGGAGCGGGCCCCCGCCGCGGUGCGGAGAGGCAAGAUGUCCUGUCCCACGGGUCCAGAAUGGGAAAAUUGUUUCUCCUAAGAAUGCCUACACGCACAAGGACACCAUUGCCGUUGAGUGUGAGCCAGGCUAUGUUCUACAUGGCCACAGAGUGGUACAAUGCCAACUAAAUAACACCUGGGAGCCCCCCGUGCCAGCCUGCGAGCAAGGCAAGUGUUCAAACAGUGCUUUGAACAUUAACCUUCCCCCUGCUCUCCCAAAUCUGCUUUUUCCUGAUGCCUUUAACAACCGGGCUGGCUCAUCUUUCUCGGUAGCUGGUUGCAGUGCACCUGCUAGACUGGCGUUUGCCGAGCUGAAGGAGCCGUACAACAACCAGACCGUCUUCCCCGUGGGGAGGAUGGUGGAAUACGUGUGCCGGCCUGGGUACGCCCGGCACCUGGGGAUGCCGCUGGCCAUUACGUGCCUCAGGAAUCGGACGUGGUCUGCGGCGCCGGAGUUCUGUAAAAGGAAGCAGUGUCCUAACCCAGGGGAUCUGGAGAACGGCAGAGCUGUUGUCCUGACAGACCUCCUCUUCGGGUCCAAAGUUAAUUACACUUGUGACAAAGGGUACAAGUUGGUUGGAGGUUCUCAGAGAACAUGCGAGGUCUCUGGCGCACGUGUCUCGUGGAGUGGAGAUGCUCCUGUCUGCCAGCGCAUCGUCUGCGAUCCGCCGCCGGACAUCCCCCACGGGAGACACAGCGGGCUCUUGACGGUCACCUUCUCCUACGCGGACGUGGUCACCUACACCUGCGAGCCCGGGCACUCGCUGGUUGGAGAGCCUUCCAUCUUCUGCACCACGGUGGACGGGGAGCACGGCGUGUGGAGCGGGCCGCUGCCGCAGUGCGGAGAGGUGAAGUGUCCUCCCCCUCCAGGCAUCGCCAACGGGAAUCACAGCGGCCAGCCCUCGGACAGCCACCUCCCAGGCUCGGCUGUGCAGUACAGCUGCAGGGACGGCUACUCCCUCAUUGGGAACGCCUCCAUUAGCUGUACCGCCGAGGGAACGUGGAGCCGGCCCCGGCCCCGAUGUGAAGCAAACGGCUGCGAAAGACCAGAGAUUGAGAAUGGAAGAACAACACAGCUGGAGACCAUGUACAGACUCGCAGACGUCGUUGUCUUUGAAUGUGAUUUUGGUUACGCCUUGAAGGGCUCUCAAGAGUCUCAGUGCCAGUUUGGGGGCACGUGGGACCCUCCUAUCCCCAUCUGCGAAAAGAUGUUACGGUGUCCUUCCCCUCCAAACAUCAAAAAUGGCCAUCAUGAGAGCAAGGAUGUGAAAGUGUUCAUCCCUGGAACAUCAGUGAAGUACUACUGUGAGCCGGGCUACGUCCUCACUGGGAAAAUAACAGUUUCUUGUUUGACAUCUGGAACCUGGAGCAUCCCUUACCCGCGGUGUGAAGUGAUCACCUGCACAAGCCCCGACAUCCCGAAUGGAGAAGUGGCUGAAGGACAGAGCGCUGUGUACCAUCCCGGGGCCAACGUCACCUUCCAGUGCCACCCGGGCCACGCGCUGUGGGGCAGCCGUGAAGCCAAGUGCCAGCCUGACGGCCGCUGGGUGCCCGCUGUCCCCUCCUGCGAGCCAGCGCUGCCCUGUCCUCCCCCUCCCGUCAUCGCCAACGCCACGCACAGCGCGGAGCUCGGGGCGAACUUCACCAGCGGCAUGUCCGUGAGCUACAGCUGCCAGCCCGGCUUCUCCCUCCUUGGAGCCCCCUCUGUCUUGUGCACGGCCUCGGGGAACUGGAGCCUCCCGUACCCACGCUGCGCAGGUGGGGCUGGCUGCCACCGCAGCUCCCUGGGCACCCAUGGCCAGCCAAGCAUCCGUCCUGUGCCGGGCUGGUCCCGGGGCGGGCAAACCCGCCAGCCUUCAGAACUGCUGUGGGGAGCAGGGGAACGGCACGUCCAGCGACGCCCAGGGCUCAAAGCGUGCUUCCAGCAUGUGCAGGACGCUGUGUUCAUUUUGGGGGCUUUGUGCAUGUCCCCUUCCUGCAUGUUACCCUGUCCGUGCCCUUUUUUAAUUCUGUUUCGUCCUCUUUCUUUAGUGCUGCAAUGCCCUUCACCUCCAAGUAUUGACAAAGGAAAGCACAACAGCCAGGGCUCGGAGGUUUUCACUCCUGGGAUGGCCGUUAAUUACAGCUGUGACCCUGGCUACAGCCUCCUGGGAGAGGCAGCGAUAUACUGCACCGACUCUGGAAACUGGAGCCUCCCUCUUCCUCAGUGUGCAGGUGGCUGUGGUGCACCUCCAAACUUAACCUUUGCUGAGCUAACUAAAGAAUACAAAAAUCUGACAGAGUUUGCUGUUGGGGACACCGUGCGAUACAGCUGCCAGCCGGGAUACGUGAGACAGCCCGGAGCAUCCCCAGCUCUGACAUGCCUCAAAAACCACACGUGGUCUGAAGCGCUAGCGUUCUGUAAAAGGAAGCAAUGUAAAUAUCCAGAAACACCAAAGAACGGCAGAGUUGUUGUUCUGACAGAUCUCCUUUUUGGGUCAACUGUGAGCCACACGUGUGAAGAAGGACACCGACUGGUUGGACAGUCUCACAGGCGAUGUGAGAUUUUUGGGCCAGAUGUCGCAUGGAGUGGUGUUCUUCCCAUUUGUCAGAAGGUGGUAUGUCCAGUCCCACAGAUCCAGAAUGGGAAAGUAUCUGUUCUUAAAUAUCGCUACACAUACAAAGACACCGUAAGCUUUAAGUGCCAUAAAGGUUUCACCUUGCGAGGCCCUCACACAGCCCAGUGCCAAGCUGAUAAUUCAUGGGACCCACCCGUACCGGUGUGCGAGCGGGAUGGAGUGGCAGAACACUAUCAUCAUCCUGAUACCAAAUCAAAGCCAGGAGCGAAGUGUCUGCCUCCUCCAAGCAUUGCUAACGGGGAACGCAGCAGUCAUUUGUCAGACACUUUUGAUGUAGGAGCACGUGUGCGCUACCGCUGCAAACACGGCUUCUCCCUCAUUGGGAACAAGUCUGUUCAUUGUACAACGCAUGGAGUCUGGAGCCAUCCCCCUCCUCGGUGUGAAGCUGUGAAGUGUCUCCAUCCUCCAACAGUCACCAACGGGAAGCUCAAAGGCAACAUCUCUGACACUUUUUCCUAUGGAGCAUCUGUAUCCUACAGCUGCAAUCCAGGCUAUUCCCUCGUUGGGAAUGGUCUCAUCAACUGCACGGUGUCAGGAACCUGGAGCCAGCCUCCUCCUCGGUGCCAAGAGAUCAGAUGUGUAUUCCCAGAAGUUCAAGGUGUUAAGAAAGCCAUAAAAGGAAAUACUUAUCGCUCUGGGACUAAAAUCACUCUUGAAUGUGAUGAUGGUUACACGUUGGAAGGCAUCAGUCAGAUUCAGUGCCAAGAGGACUUCAACUGGGACCCUCCUGUACCAGCCUGUAAACUGACAUCACGCAAGUCUGGUUCAGUAGGCCUAGGAGUGGCAGCUGCAGGAGUCCUGCUUCUCCUGGGGGCAGGCAUUGUCUGGAAAAUUGUUUCUAAGCAGAAGCAAGGCUAUUAUCAUACAUAUGAAAACUACAGUUACCAAACCGCUCUGAACCAGAUCACAGAACAGAAAUGUUCAUGUCUUUCAUAGAAGGUAUGGAUUUAUAUUCCUUAACAUAAAACAUCGGUUAUAGCUGCAAACUGGAGUUGUUACAAUAUAGUCAUUCCAGUAGAAAAUUCUUUCCCCUCAAUCUUCUGGUAAGAUGCUUUCUUUUGCUGAAUAUAAGAGACUGUUUUAAACAUACUGGUGGUUUUUUUUUUUUUAAACAUACUAUUCUCCUUUCUGACACCACCCUCAGUGUGUGUGUUUCCUUUUCCAUAAUCUGAAUAGAUGACAUUCAUGGGUCAGAGAAAAGGAUGCCGAGCUGGGCCUUUAGGGUUUUUUGCUUGCUUUUACACUUACUGCAAUGCCAUUUUUACUUACAGUUGAAUCUACUUUCUAUGCUGAAUCUAUUGCAGAUAACAAUUAGUUUUCACUGCUAGCAGCACUCUGAACAUAAUCAGCUUUGACUACAAAAUGGCACUUGUAAACAUAAGCGCUUUUAUUUAUUUUUUUUUACAAAGCCUGAUUUGAGGUAAUCGUCCCUUUGAAACAAUGCAUUUCCCAGAAAUUCUCUCCUCCCUCCCUGCUUUAUGAUGUAAUCUAUAUAAAUCAAUGUGAAAACAGGAAAAGUCUAAUUUUAACGCCAGGAUGUCAUCUUUUUUCCUAGGCUGGGCACCCGUGAUGCCGCUAACUAAGCAUUCCACUCAUUCUCCCUACAGAGGGCGGCUGCAGGUUGCACAAAAGGGUUGCUCAGGUUGAGACUGAGAUUCUGUGGCGAAAAAGGCACGUUUCCUGUGGAAUCAACAUUAGUACUCCUUCUGCUCUCAAUAAUUAAUGUAAGGAUCUAACGAAGUUCAAACUGCACACAGAAUGGGUGCUGUUUCAGAAGGACUUCUAUAUACUGCUGCUGAUAAAGAACACUUCCUUUCUCUAUUUGCACACCCUGCGAUAAGCAAGAUCCAUGAAAGCAUUCCCACGCAUGUGUGGAAGUCACAAUUUGUUAAACCAAAGAUUGUCUUAAUAGCAACUGUAUUUACAACUGCAGCAGACGCUGCUCGGUAUUUUCCUCCAGGAGCACUUACUUGAGUGUUCCUCUACGAAUGCUUCGCCUAAUAAAAGCCGAACAUGGGACGAUAA
Messenger RNA from Tyto alba (common barn owl), 6822 nucleotides. RefSeq names its product complement receptor type 1. Bases 334 to 5733 code for a protein of 1799 amino acids. NCBI's taxonomy places the organism in Eukaryota, Metazoa, Chordata, Aves, Strigiformes, Tytonidae. The record is from RefSeq and is a predicted model, not a curated record. The transcript has 31 exons. Gene Ontology annotation, biological process: negative regulation of complement activation, classical pathway.